AUGAUUAUUCACAUUUCUAACAGCUCGUCGUAUAUCUGGCUCUCAGUUUACUUUUACAAAGAGCCUUUGAGUUUGAAACUUUUAAUUUCAAUUUUCGAAUUAUCAUCUUGCAUUUUAUGUGGUUAUAUUUUGAAUUUAAGCAUCUUUGUUAUGCUGAAAAUCCAACUUUUCCACAAAAACCUCAUGUUCCUAACAGUUCCACUAUUUGCAAUAUGGCAUGAACUUAUAAUCGGGAAAUUUAUCACUAUAGCAUAUAGACUUAAAAUUGUUAAUCCGGGGUUUGAGCUCGGCGAGCACACUGUUUUCUGGACAAAUGACCCGGACAAAACACUUGAAGUUGCGGGUUCCAGUGGGUUGGAAUUAUUGAUAUUUGGAGGUUUUCUACAGUGGCAUACUAUUUAUAGCAUUGUUUUUGGGAUUUUGGCAGUUGCCACCGAGAGGACUAUUGCAUCGGUUUAUAUUAAAGAUUACGAAUCCAAAGAACGAAUUUAUAUACCAAUUAUUCUAACUAUCAUCAGCCAACUUCUAUCAAUUUCCAUAUCACUUGCAAUUAUCACCCAAAGUAUUGGACCUUUUCUAGCGAGACUUCCUUUUGUGAUUUGUGCGCCUUUAUCUGUGUUGGUUUUUUUAUUUAUCAAGCAUACCAAUCAAUCUCUUCUAAAAGAGAUAUGCAACCCGAAACGAACUCGAAUUUUCACAGUUUCUCAGCAAUGUCAGGUGAAGGAGAAUUUGCGAGCUUUACGGCUAGGCACUCGUUUGGUAGUGGUUGUAAUAUUUUACAUUUCGAUCUGUGGAUUUGGAAUCGCCGCGCUCACUUUCGGCUUGAUUCCGGCAGGGUUUGGGCAUUUGAUUGAGAAUUUUCUGUUUUUACAUCCCUACCCAAUAUGCUUGACUGCAAUGUUCAGCAUACCUCAAUGGAGGGAUCAGUUUAAAAAAUCUAUAUUGCCAUUUUUGAAUAGACGCCUGGCGAAAAUUGAACAAGUGGUGACUGUCAGAAUUGAGGUCAAUGUGCAAAAUUCUUCAAGUGUCGAGACGGAUAUUUAUUUCAGACAACUUACAGAAUCGUGGACUUAG
Caenorhabditis elegans is the source of this 1074-nucleotide messenger RNA. RefSeq names its product Serpentine receptor class epsilon-30 (gene sre-30). The transcript is spliced from 5 exons. The record is from RefSeq and is marked reviewed. Gene Ontology annotation, cellular component: membrane. Gene Ontology annotation, biological process: sensory perception of chemical stimulus. NCBI's taxonomy places the organism in Eukaryota, Metazoa, Nematoda, Chromadorea, Rhabditida, Rhabditidae. The coding region runs from base 1 to 1074 and encodes 357 amino acids.